Messenger RNA from Geodia barretti, 1050 nucleotides. Lineage: Eukaryota; Metazoa; Porifera; Demospongiae; Tetractinellida; Geodiidae. The record is from the annotation of a GenBank genome assembly.
AUGACUACCGAAAAGUCCAGUAACGGCAAGUGCUUCGUUUACGUGGGCCUGGCAGGCGAGACCGCCCCCGGGAGAGUCAUAGCCAGCGGCCUGUACCGCAUGGCCAAGGGGGAUGACCGGUGGGAUCUGCUUGGCAACGGCCUUCCCGGGUCGCCCGCCAUCAGGGCCAUCGCAAUCCACCCCGAGCGGUCCAACACAGUGUUCGUCGGCACCCAGGACGGUCCAUACCGGACCGAGGACCACGGCGACCACUGGGAAAAGGUCAACGUGCCGGAUCACGGUCUGCCGGUGUGGUCGCUGCUCUUCCACCCCCGGGACCCCAACGUCAUGUUCGCUGGUUACGAAUCGUCGGAGAUAUACCGGAGCGACGAUGGUGGCGAGCGUUGGCAACAGCUUCCCGUGAGCGUCCGUUUCCCCGAGGUGACGGUGGGACCCGGCGCCAACCUGGCCAAGCGGGUGCUGCAGAUUGCCGGCGUCCCUGCCAACACCGAUGAGUUGUACGGCGCCAUCGAGGUUGGCGGGAUCAUUCGUACCCUGGAUGGCGGCGAACACUGGGAGCAGCUCAGCCACGGGCAGUACGUCAACGACGACCCGGUCGACAUGCACGGGGUGCUGGCCAGCACCUUCCGGCCCGGCAGUGUGCUUGGUAUUGGCCGUGCCGGUAUGUUCCGGAGCACCGACAAGGGCGACCACUGGGCCAGGGUCCAGCUGGACCCCUUGAACGAAAAGGGGCAGACCUACUGCCGCCAGAUCCGCGAGGUGCCCGGUGAUCCCAAGACCAUCUGGGUAGCCGCCGGCGCCAAUUUUAUGAGCGACCAUGGCGUGCUGUUCCGGAGCCGGGACGGCGGCGUGAGUUGGGACAGAGUGGACACCGGCUUCCAGCCCAAUAGCACGUUGUUCGGCCUCGCCUUCAACGAGCGUCACCCCAGCGACAUGUAUUGCGCCUCCAACAACGGACAGGUCUGGGGAAGCAGCGACAGCGGCGAGACCUGGACGGACCACCCCCUGCCCGAAGGGGCCCGGCAGGUCUACUCCAUGGCCUGCGGAUAG